CUUGAGGCCCAGUACGCAAUGUACUUCAGCUCCAACUGUAGUUUGAAUCCAUGCAUUGGCGCGCCUAUAAAUAGCUAACACGACUUGCAGUUUGAAGUUGGCAACAGUCAGUCACAUUUCAAAUCACAACAAUGGGAAAGCGUAUGAGAAGAACCAGACCUCUAUGUUGCUGUGUAUCUCCUCGAUUAACAACUACAUUUCUCACUUCCCGUUCUAUCUUCUCCUGGUACGAAGAGGACCUGUGGACAGAGAUUGCUAAGCUCUUGGAUGGAAAAUCUUUGGUGAUGCUUGCAGCAACUAGUAAGUGGUUCCAUUGUAUCAUGAUGGAGGAUAGCAUAUGGAAAUAUGCAUGCUUGCGAGACCUCCAGGUUCCUGAUCCUGGAAAAGUAACAUCCAAAUGGAUCAACUUAUAUGCAACAGCCUUUAAUGGAUGCCACUCUUACAUGUUUCGCCAGCAGGAUAAGCAUAUCGACUGGAUGCGCAUUGGAGCAUUUUCCUUCGACUCGCGAAAUGCACUCCUGACAAGGAAUUUGAUCCCUUCCUUGAAAUUCCUUAAGGAGAAGACAACUGAGAAGAUGUUGGAGUUAAAUGGGUGCUGUGUGGUCAGAAAUGUCAAGAAUGGAAUCUGGAUUGCUGAUUUGCAGCUUGUUCGUUGCCCAGUCUGUGACCUCAACACAUGUGAUGGAACGAUGCAGGUAUUAGACGCAAGACAUAUUGAACUGUUUCUAAAUGAAGGAUACCAGGAUGGAAGCUGGGACUAUGAGUUGCUAGGUUCCCAAAAUGAGAAUAAGAAAGCUGAUGGAGCAUCUGCUGGUAUAUUUGAUGUCAAACAUCUCAAAGAUUGCUCAACUUCUGCUGUUCUUGAUGUCAAGUCAUGGGUAGGAAAGUCCAACGAUUGGCAACCAAAAUCUAUGAUAACCCCUUAUGCAGUAGCAAUCAACACAAACUUGCAAGAGAAUGAAGGUCUUUGCAUAAAAUUCCAUGUCAUGAAGUCCGGGAAGAAUGGUGAAAUUGUUUCGAUCAGAAUAUCAGAGCAGCUCCUGUGAUUUUGUCGAAUACUAUCAAGUAUAGUCUAACAAAACCUGCCAAGUAUAAUCUUACUGUCUACCAAACCAGAGCUCAUUGUUUCAGCAAAUAUUAGAUCUAAGCCUAUAACUCCAUAAAUACAACAAUCAGCCCACUAUCAAUAAGUUUCAAAAGGGUUGUACUCCAAGUUAUACCUAGCAAAUUCAAAAAAUGUAUAAUUUUUUAGUAAACGAUUCUUGUUUGUAAUAUAUUACUUACUAGCCAAUUAACAGGCAAAUUCAUGAUGCAGCCUGACUU
This is a messenger RNA of Lycium ferocissimum, 1323 nucleotides long. RefSeq names its product probable F-box protein At3g61730. The transcript is spliced from 8 exons. The record is from RefSeq and is a predicted model, not a curated record. Gene Ontology annotation, biological process: reproductive system development. The coding region runs from base 132 to 1046 and encodes 304 amino acids. Gene Ontology annotation, molecular function: protein binding. Gene Ontology annotation, cellular component: nucleus. Lineage: Eukaryota; Viridiplantae; Streptophyta; Magnoliopsida; Solanales; Solanaceae.